Molecule: messenger RNA, 4966 nt
Organism: Hylaeus volcanicus
Lineage: Eukaryota; Metazoa; Arthropoda; Insecta; Hymenoptera; Colletidae
Product: ATP-dependent RNA helicase DDX1-like
Exons: 17
Coding region: 2620-4908 (762 amino acids)
Molecular function (GO): protein binding; RNA helicase activity; nucleic acid binding
Source: RefSeq, a predicted model, not a curated record
UCGAAAAUUGAUUGUUUUCAAACUUUGUUAACUUUUGAAACGUUUUUUUAUAAACCGUUUAAGUAAUUAUGUUAAUUCAAAUUUUAUUUGGAGAAUUUCAAUAAUCGUGUUAAUAAAAAUUUCAUCUAGCAUGCAACAACGCAUGCUAGAAAAAUGAUAUAAUGCGAAAUUGAAGUGUCGGCUUAAUAACUGUAUCCUAUAGAAAAUUUUACGGAAUCGCGUUAGUAAAAAAAAAGAAAAACUCAACAAAGCAACCCUUAAACAUUCAAAAUUAAAGCCUAUUUUAAUAAUUACAUACUAAGUUCAUGGCAAAAAAACAUUCUUCUUCAAAAGAAAAGAAAUUAGUCCACGACUAUAACCAAACAGACAGAUUGAGCAAUUCCCAAGUACAACCGGGUGAAUAUGGUCAAAUGGUCCUAAGCAUUAGCAAAGAAUACAAUUUGUCUCCAAUGGAUGUUCCUGAGGAAGCAACUGUUUUCGAAAAAAAAAAAAAAAGAGGUGAAAAGCAACCUCAAUAAAAUAUGACAAAAAAAAUUGAUGAAUGGUUUAAAUCUUACCUAAACAUACAAUUUUGAUUGAUAGAAACAAUAAUUUCAAACAAAUAUAAUAUUCAUUUUAUUAUUAUUUACAUUUAAUAUUUUUGGAAUAUAUGUGAAAAUGUUUUUUUUAGCUGGAACCGUUCAGUUUUGUUCGUACUAUAAAAAAAACAAUCGUGUGAACUAUUGUUUUGACAAAAAGCUUCAUUUAAAAAAAAAAUUAACAAUUGUAAGAAAUUUUUUCUUGUCGUAGUAACUCUAUUAAAAGUAUGACCAACAUUAGCCGUACUAUAUAUGUUUCUCAAAAAAAAAGAAUACACCGUAAAAGGCGUUUUAAACAAUGUGAGGAGUGUCAUAUGUUAUGAAACAGAAUUAGUCAUAUUCAAAGAGGCUGGUUUUCCAUUUUUUCAACAUUGUGUAACUCAUUAAGGAGAUUAUUCAGUCCUAUGAACUCAAUGUCCUGAGUGAAUUUAUACAUGUCGCAUCCAAGAGUAAAAUUUAGUGUUUCGUUUGUUGCGCUUGAAAAAUACUUCUCGUUAUCUUUACAAAGCCUAGUCCAUAAACUUUCAAUUGAUUCAUUUUCAAAAGUAAAGUCAGAAGUGUUUUUAUUUAAAACUAUAAGAGGACUGUCUUUAAGGAUAUUAAAAACGGCUGGAUUUUCUGUAAAGGGUUUCAACUUAUAAUCACAUUGAUGAAGGUGACGGUACUCGUCUAACAACUUGAUACUUUUAUAUGCCGUUUCCGUAUCGACAUCACGGAGAUUAAAUCGACCUGUACGUACAUACGAUCGUAGUAACCGUGAAAGCUUUCUUAUCCAAUCAUCACGAUCUGUUUCACAUUGACGAAGCAGUUUUGAUAAAACACAAGAGCAAUCUUUCAAUAAUUUUGGAGAUAUGUACACAAAAGAAAUCAGGAUCCGUACUUUAAUGGGUGUUGAGCAUCGGUGAAAGCGUGGAAAAAUAUAAUUAAUCAAAUCAACCGUAAGCAUUUUGGCUCCUGCAUAACUAUUCCAGUUAUCUGCUAAAAGUUUUAAAAAUGUGAUAUACUGUUCGCUCAAGUCUGCUUUAACAUUUUUCUCACUUUGAAAUUCAUCAAUCGUGCGCAUAUACAAUAAAAUGAAUUUUUAAUUCAAUAAAUUAAUCGUACAUUGUUGUGCCUAAUCAAUGAAAUUCUGAUCAGUUUUUCAAAAUAUGGUAUUCUCAAUUUCAACCUACGUAAAUGUAACAGUUAAAACGUUUGUCGAGUCAGUUUCUUUAUAGAAACUUAUGAAUUUUUUGACGAGGACUUGCUUACUUUUUUCGCGAGAGGAGAGUAUGAGUUACGGCUAUUUUUAAGAUUCAAGUAGCACCAACAGAAAAAAAAUUAAAAAAACAUAGCCAUUAACUAAUAUGCCUUCACCCGGGAUCGAACCAGGGACUUUCAGAUCUUCAGUCUGACGCUCUCCCAACUGAGCUAUAAAGGCUCUACACGAUAGCAAGUAGACGAAUGUGUAAGCUGGACUGUGACAUUGAUAACUUUUGUCUUUGUUUUGUAUUUAAAUAGUGUACUGGAUGAUCUCUGUGUUUCGUGUAUAAUAAAGAAAAACCAAUAAUAAAUUUACAUUUUUUGGACAAUUCAAUAAAUAAUGUUGUCCAACAUAGCCGUUAAUUUGUUCUACGUUUAAAAAAAAUAUAUAGAAAUAAUUAGUGCAUUAUCUUUAUGACACAGUUAUUUUCGUAAUAAGUAAUAAACUUAAUGUUUCUGGAAAGCUUGUUCCGUGAUCAACAAAAUAAUGUAAUGUAACAACCUUUUAGUAUCAACUGUUUCUUUUUUAAAUUAAUUAUGUGCUGAAAUUUAGAACGCAAGAAAAAAAAAACAUUUAGAAUUCAUUUUAAAAAUAUCGAAAAAUUAAAAUUACAAUGUAUAGAAGAAAAUCUGCAGUAUAUGUUGCUGUUUUUAAUUUAAGUAAAGGCUUUAUCUACUGGCAGACCAGCAUUUGCAUUAAAUGGCGCACCCUUGUCCAACUGUAUAGUCUCCACCACGAAGUUAUCAAAGCGAUGUAUUAUUGAAAAAUUUAGUGUAUAACAAUAUUUUCAAGCUUAAAAUGGCCGACUUUGAAAGAUUAGGAGUAUGCCCAGAUCUUAUCGUAGCCAUUCAAAGUUACGGUUGGAAUAUUCCUACUGCAGUUCAGGAUGAAACGAUACCGUUGAUUUUAGGGGGAGGGGACGUUUGCGUUGCAGCUGAAACAGGUAGUGGAAAAACUGGAGCCUUCGCGAUAUCCUGUGCUCAAUUGGUUCACGAAUCAUCGGCAUACGAUAAAAAGAAAAAUGAACGUGACAAAGACAUAAAUGUCACUAUUGAAAAUGACGGUUACAUUCUUUCUUCAACUGAAGAAGAGUGGAAUGGUGUUAAAUUUAAUUGUACACCGUUAAACAAUAUCCGCAUGUACGAGGUUAGUAUAUUAUCGACAGGAUUAGUACGUGUAGGAUGGGCAACUAGAUUAAGCCGUUUUGAUAUUGGUCAAGAUAAUCAAAGUUUCGGUUACGGAGGCUCAGGAAAGAAGUCACAUUGUGGAAAUUUCACGUACUAUGGAAAUUCUUUUACUAAAGAUGACAUCAUUGGAUGUAUAAUUGAAGGCGAAAAAAAUACCAUUUCUUUUACAAAAAAUGGUCAUCAUUUAGGAGUUGCCUUUGAGAUACCAUCGCAUCUUGAAGUAAAUUCUUUGUUUCCAGCUGUUUGUGGAAAAAAUUUUAAAGCUUUUGUACGCCUCCAUUCACCGUUUAUACAUCCAAUUCAAAAUAUAUCAGAUAUCUCUCCCUCUUCUAUAGACUGCAUUCAAAUCGUCAAAGAUACAAUACAUAAAAGACCUUCUAAAGACAAAACUUUUUGUAUGAUUUUGUCACCAACAAGAGAGCUUGCAGAUCAAACUUACAAUGUAAUGAAAUCUUUUGUGAAUGUACUGAAAAACCCCCCAAUUUCAUGUGCAUUACUUAUUGGCGGAUCAGGAAAUCAGCGUAUAAGUGAAAGCUUGAAACAAAAUGGCACGAAUAUUGUAGUCGGAUGCCUCGGAAAAAUAUCUUACGCCAUCCAAGCACAUGUCAUUAGUGCUUCUUUCCUCCAAUACCUUGUUUUGGACGAAGCUGAUGAAUUGAUAUUGCAAAACACGACCAAGCCUAUUUUAGAAAUAAAAAAUGCGUCGAAAAUGCCACGCGUUCAAACGCUUUUUUUUUCUGCAUCCCUGGGAUUGCCUAAUGUCCGCCAUUCAAUUGAUGUUCUUACAACAAACAGCACAUGGGUUAAUUUGAAAGAGGAAUUGGGAAUACCCGAAACUGUGCAUGUCGUCCAAUACAUUAUUGAUCCACAUUUGAAAACUUUACCUUGUUCGUCUUAUAUCGUCUCUCCUCAUAUUGCCCCGCCAACAGACAAUAUUCACUCAUAUCAUGAUGCUUCUAUACAACUUUCAAAAGAGGAAAUCGCAUCUCAAACUAUUAAAUUAAGGAAACCGCAAAUAGCCGUAGCAAUAGCAAACGCUUUACAAAUGGAUAAUUGCUUAAUAUUUUGCCGUACUAAUCUUGAUUGUGAUAAUUUUGAGCAUUAUUUAAUUACUUUAGCAAAAGAACGAGGCGUCUUCACAAAAUAUAGUGAGACAGGAGUACAAAAUCCCUAUAGCUGUGUAGUAUUAUCGGGUAGCAGACAUCAAUCAGUUCGUGAAAAAAAUCUCAAGGCGUUCAAAAAGGGUGAAGCACGGUUUCUGAUAUGUACUGAUGUAGCCGCAAGAGGUCUUGAUAUAGAUUCUUUACCAUUUACAAUUAUGUUAAAUACACCAGACAAUCCUUCAUUAUUCAUUCACAGAUUGGGAAGAGUUGGUCGAUUUGACAAGAUGGGUUUUGCCGUUGUUCUAGUUUCUAAUACGAAGGAAAAAGUGUGGUAUCAUACCUGUGCUAACAGAGGAAUUCGAUGUGAAAAUAGAGAUCUGGUUGCCAAUAAUGGAUGCUGUGUAUGGUACGAAGAAACCCACUAUCUUAAAUUAGUGGAAGGUUUUAUUGGGCAAAAAAUACCCUGUAUGGAUACUUCCACGUUUUCAGUUGACGGAAUAUUAGAGUUUUAUGACACUAGAAACCUAACGGUUGUUGAAUCCGAACAAGAGGAAUGGUUGUCAACAAAACAUGAAGAAGAUUUAAGUAAAUUGCAACUAAAAAGAAAAACUUCUGUUUCAAUUACUCAGCCUGAAACCUUUAAAUUAAAAGCUCAUAUUUACGGGAAAACAAAGGCAGAAAGCAUUAACAACUAUGCUGAAGCGCAGGCUAGGGAACUGGAACCCGUUUUAAAAGUAUUGCAGGAUUUUGAAAAAUGUGUUCAAAAAUUGUUUGUUCAAAAUACGCUAAAUUUGUAGGGGUUGAAUCUGUUUAUAAACUAGGUAAAAUUUAUUCAACAUUGCAAAUUAUCAAAAC